UACACCUACCAACUCAUUUACUAUUAUCAGCUAUUUAAACGUAUGUGUUUUUUCCUGUUUUCUGCUUGCUUCAGUUGACUUGACUAUAUAUUAGUAUAGCUUAAUUCAUCAGCAUCUGAAUCUCGUACAUUUAAGUAUAAUUAUAUUUAAAAAAAGAAAACAUAGUGUAUAUUUUUAGAAGUUAAAUAAAUCCCACGAGUCAAAAGUGGUCCUAAUCUAGAUCAUACAAAAUAUGGUGCAAUAAGUUAAAAAGCCUAAUCCAAAACAAAUCUGCAUCAGCUCGUAGCUCAUUAAUGGCGGAAUAAUCCAGAAAUUAUAGUUUCGAAUGCGUGUGCGAACCACGCUCUUGCACACGUGUGUGGAAUCAGCCAAGAGAUUGCACCCCUCUACUCCUGUGCUAGCAGGCAGUAGGCAGCUGGUAGUUAGUUGCAGAAUGCAUCCAAUUUAAUUUCGUUGAUUUCUCCUCUCCAACUAUCCAUCUAUUUAUGCACAGUUAGGUAUCAAACCAUUCAUAAAAACGCGGAUGCAUCACCGCUCCUAGUCCACCAAUCCAACGCCCCAAAAUCCACUGCAUUCGCCGACGCCGGCCAUGACGCCCGCCGGAAUAUUCGCCGGUUUGUUCAUCCUGCUGGCGGUCUACUGCGCCAUCGACCCGUUCCGGCACUCCGCGAUUUCCGAAUUCCCCGAUUUUGAGUCGGUUAGGGUUGAGAUGCCGCCGUGGUCCGCCCUCCCCGUCGAGAAGGACCGCCAGAAUCUGCUGCAGAAAUCGGAAAUUAGGUUUUUGAAUCAGGUGCAGGGCCCCGAGAGCAUGGCUUUCGACCCGAUGGGCCGCGGCCCGUACACCGGCGUCGCUGAUGGCAGGGUUGUUUUCUGGGAUGGAGAGAAGUGGAAUGACUUUGCCUACACUUCGGCUAAUCGGUCGGGGCUAUGCGAUCCGAAGCCAUCAGUGCUGAGCUACGUGAAGAACGAACACAUCUGUGGCAGGCCUUUGGGGCUAAGAUUUGACAAAAAGAGUGGUGAUUUGUACAUUGCUGAUGCAUAUUUCGGGUUGAUGAAGGUUGGCCCCGAGGGUGGUUUGGCCACGUCACUGACUGCUGAAGCCGAAGGUGUCCCCCUGGGAUUCACAAACGACUUAGACGUUGAUGAUGAAGGGAACAUUUACUUUACCGAUAGCAGCACCAAGUACAGAAGAAGGAACUUCCUCCAGUUGGUUUUCUCGAGCGAGGAUACCGGAAGGGUGCUGAAGUACAAUCCAGAAACAAAGGAAACCACUGUUCUUGUCCAGAACGUGCAGUUUCCAAACGGCAUUUCCUUAAGUAAGGAUCGUUCGUUCUUUGUGUUCUGUGAGGGUUCGAUUGGGAGGUUGAUUAAAUACUGGUUGAAAGGUGAGAAGGCAGGGACAUGGGAGCCCUUGGCCGUGCUCCCCGGGUUUCCGGACAAUGUGCGAACAAACGAGAAGGGCGAAUUCUGGGUAGCGAUCCAUUGCCGGAGAAGCAUAUACGCGCACAUCCUAGGUCUGUAUCCGAAACUACGGCAAGCCUGGCUGAAACUUCCGAUCUCUGCGAAGCUCCAUUACCUGAUGCAGAUCGGGGGGCGGAUGCACGCCGUGGUGGUGAAGUACAGCGAAGAGGGUAAGCUCUUGCAGAUUUUGGAGGAUAGGCCAGGGAAAGUGGUUAGAGCAGUGAGUGAAGUGGAGGAGAGAGAUGGGAAGCUUUGGAUGGGGAGUGUGUUAAUGUCGUGUGUUGCAGUUUAUGAUUUAGAUUAGACUGAUUAAUGUGUUGCUGUGUAUGUAAGAGAAUCCCAAUUGCCUCGUUUAGUUUUUGCUUGUUUAUGUAGCGCUUCUGAUGUGUCAAUCGAUGUAUACAUGCAGAAAUGGCUUCUUUUGCCACAUCUGUAUUGGAAGUUGGAACUCUCUCUUAUGUAGAACUUGUUGCCUUUAUUUUGUUUAUUUAUCUAUUCUUUUUUGGCA
This is a messenger RNA of Salvia miltiorrhiza (redroot sage), 1969 nucleotides long. Its product is annotated as protein STRICTOSIDINE SYNTHASE-LIKE 3-like. NCBI's taxonomy places the organism in Eukaryota, Viridiplantae, Streptophyta, Magnoliopsida, Lamiales, Lamiaceae. Gene Ontology annotation, biological process: biosynthetic process. The transcript has 4 exons. Bases 590 to 1765 code for a protein of 391 amino acids. Gene Ontology annotation, molecular function: strictosidine synthase activity. The record is from RefSeq and is a predicted model, not a curated record.